AUUAAUUUAUAUUUUUUUUUUCUUUAACUUUUUAAUAUUAUAUAAUAUUGGGCUAUUAAUUUAUAAACCAAAUAACGAAAUAUAAUAUAUUUUGUAUAACUAUUAAACAAAGUAAAUCGCAAUAAAUAAACAAACAACAUAAAAAUAUAUAUAUAACAAAAUGUUUCUCUUUGGCAAACAAAAAACCCCAAAAGAAAUUCUCAGAGAAAAUCAAAGAGCUCUUAAUAAAUCAAUGAGAGAAAUUGAUCGUGAACGUGUAAAUCUUCAGAAUCAAGAAAAAAAGAUUAUAUUAGAUAUUAAAAAGAUGGCCAAACAAGGUCAAAUGAACUCAGCAAAGAUUAUGGCAAAAGAUUUAGUUAGAACUAGAUAUCACAUUCAAAAGUUUUAUGAAAUGAAAACUCAAUUACAAGCUGUUAGUCUUAGAAUUCAAACUUUACAAUCAACACAACAAAUGGCAGAGGCAAUGAAAGGUGUUACUAAAGCAAUGAUGACAAUGAAUAGACAAAUGAAUCUUCCACAAUUUACAAAGAUUAUGAUGGAAUUUGAAAUUCAAUCAGAUAAGAUGGAUAUGAAAGAAGAGAUGAUGAAUGAUACAAUGGAUCAAGUUAUGGAACAAGAUGACGAAGAAGAACAAUCACAAGAAAUCUUAAAUCAAGUUUUAGAUGAAAUUGGUAUUGAUUUAGCUUCUCAAUUAGUUGAUACUCCAACUACAGUUGGUACAGCAGUUGCUUCAAAACAUCAAGUCAAUGGUUAAUUUAAAUUAUUAAAUAAUUUUUUAUAACAUAUUUCUAAACAUAAUAACUAUAUUAAAACAACAAAACCAUAUAACAAUAACAUAUACCAACAAUAUCAAAUAACCCAAUUAUAAUUAGUAAUUUAGAGAUUGUAUUUAUUUAUCCUAUAUUUUUAUCAAUAAACAAAUUUGUAAAUUUAAAAAAUCUAAUAUUUAUUAAAAUAAU
This is a messenger RNA of Dictyostelium purpureum, 959 nucleotides long. RefSeq lists its product as uncharacterized. Gene Ontology annotation, biological process: protein transport; endosome transport via multivesicular body sorting pathway; late endosome to vacuole transport. Gene Ontology annotation, cellular component: multivesicular body; ESCRT III complex. The record is from RefSeq and is a predicted model, not a curated record. The transcript is spliced from 7 exons. NCBI's taxonomy places the organism in Eukaryota, Evosea, Eumycetozoa, Dictyosteliales, Dictyosteliaceae. The coding region runs from base 161 to 754 and encodes 197 amino acids.